Messenger RNA from Ilex paraguariensis (yerba mate), 738 nucleotides. The record is from the annotation of a GenBank genome assembly. Lineage: Eukaryota; Viridiplantae; Streptophyta; Magnoliopsida; Aquifoliales; Aquifoliaceae.
GGUGGCAUUGCGGAUUGAAGUUGGUGUUUGGGUUAUAUUUGUGUUUUUGGUAUUUUAGAUUGUCAUUCGAAUUGUCAUGUCCUAGGUUGUGUUCGAAGGGGGUUUUUUUAGUGAACGAUCUGAUGUGUUUUGGAGAAGAAAACUACGGGGGUAAUAUUAGCAUUUUUAAAGGAAUUUUGUAUGAUGCAGAACCUUUUUUAACUUUUUAGUAUUGCGAUCACAGUAAGGUGUAUGACUGAAACGUUUAUAUACAAGACAAAGGAGUACAUUGAAGUUGCAGAUACCGCAAAGGAUGCCCUUACAGAUGUGACAAACUAUAGACAUGUGGCUGAAGUUUUUCCCUAUUUUCAAAUUUCAUUGUAUAUCUACGAUGCUGGAUGGCUAGUUGAUUGGGAUGGUUACACCAUCGGAUAUUAUGGACGGAUAUUUGAAGCUCGAAACAAGACAAAGGGUGGUUCUUUUGAGGGGGAUGAUAAGGACUUCUACAAAUUCAAAAUAGGUGUCCAACAGGUGAUACCAGCCUUUGAGGAAGCUGUUUCAGGCAUGGCUCUGGGUGGCAUUAGAAGGAUCAUAGUGCCGCCAGAACUAGGAUAUCCAGAGAAUGACUUCAACAAGAGAGGCCCAAGACCAACAACAUUUUCGGGGCAACGAGCCUUGGACUUUGUGCUGAGGAACCAAGGACUUAUAGACAAAACUCUUUUGUUUGAUAUUGAGCUUGUAAAAAUAAUUUCAAACUGA